CGCAGCGGCGGACGUGGACGCGUGCCGCUGCCGCCGCCGAUGAGCAGCAUUUUCGCGCGCGGGAAUCUCGACCGCCAUCCCGGAGGCGAUCGCCGAUCUCGUGGCGCGACGGUGGAACUCUGGACGGAGCGAUCGUCUCGUUCGUCGUCGCCCUUGGCGUCGAUCGAGAGAAAUGACGACACGUUGUCGUCCACCAAGGUGGGACGAUCGACGCCACUGUGUGGACCACACCGAAGACGGGGACACGCUGCGCUGGCGCAUCUGAUUAACGACCGCUCGAUAUCGCCGGAAGCGCUCGAAACGCGUAUCGCGCGGGCGUGCGCGCGAAAUAACGUUUUUUUUAAAUAUUGCGGCGCGACGAAAAUCCGGAAUAAAUUGAGUCGAAUGCGAACACUUCCAGCCAAAUUAAAGGAUGGUCAGACUGAACGCGAAUAUUCAUCCGAGUCUGUCAGAGAUGAUGACAGAGAAUUUAAGGCGGAGGAACGUGGUCACAGUCGUGGAUUUCGUCUCGACGGAUCCAAUUAAAUUGACGAACUUCACUGGUCUUUCUCACGCGGAUAUAUUGCAAAUAAAGGGCCACAUAUUGAAAAAGUUUAGUGGCGUAAAGAAGAAUGCAAUGCAGCUUCUUGCAAUAGAACGUAGCCAUGUAAUUCCAACCAGUGUAACAUGUUUGGACGAGUUGUUGAAAGGUGGCCUACAUCCCGAACAGUUGUGCGAAUUAUGCGGGCCCUCAUCCUCCGGGAAGACUCAAUUAUGCUUCACGAUAGCAGCUAGCGUCGCCAGUCGGUCGGAUGGCGCUGUAUGGUAUUUCGACACAAAGAGAGAUUUCUCCAGGUUACGAUAUGAAGAAAUUAUGAAGGCGAGGAAUUUCAGCCAAAAGGUCAUUGAAGAUGCACUGUGCAAUACAAAAGUUUGUCGUAUCAAUUCUUCCCAUGAAUUGAUACGAGCUCUGCGACAAUUGGUAACUUUUUGCAAACAGAAGCAGAAUGAUACGUCUUCCGAAAGGAGAAAGGACCUCCUCGUGAUCAUUGACUCAUUACCAGCAGUUAUUUUUAUGGUAACGCGAAACAUGCAACAAAAUGAUCUCGAGACAAUUUACGAGCUUGAUGAUUUGGUAGAAGUAUGUCGGUUUCUCGCGAGAGAGUGCCAGGCGGUCAUUAUUACUGUGAACUCAGUCACUCAAUGGAAUUCUCCAGGGCAAACGAAACCCGACAAUAUAACACCUGCGUUGGGAAAAUAUUGGUCGAGAAUACCAGCUAUAAGAUUAUUGAUAACAAAGCAAUAUGGUGAAACUCGGAAGAUUACCAUUUGGAAGAAUCUGAGAUUAAAGGAGUAUUCGUUUUGCACUGUAACUAUAAGCAGUAUCGGAAUCACAUCGCAAUAAGCCAUGAAAGAACGGAAGAAGGACAGCGCUCACCAUCUUGAAGCAUCAACGUACCUUCUGACACGUACCUUCUACUAAUAUUUAUUCGCUCAGGAGUUUCUUUAUAUCAAAACAUGCUUAUCCUCUUCGGGCAAUAUCGUCUCGACUCGUUUGCCGUUACGGAUGUACAAUAUUCGAUUUGACCGUUGAAGCUUUGUCUCUUUAAUGUAAACAAUUAAUAGGCUUGGUGGUGACGUUUAUAUCUCGCUGUAAAAAUAUAUGUUGAAUGUUAUGCUUUUCCUAUUAGAA
Molecule: messenger RNA, 1672 nt
Organism: Solenopsis invicta (red fire ant)
Lineage: Eukaryota; Metazoa; Arthropoda; Insecta; Hymenoptera; Formicidae
Gene: Rad51D
Product: DNA repair protein RAD51 homolog 4
Exons: 7
Coding region: 413-1384 (323 amino acids)
Biological process (GO): double-strand break repair via homologous recombination; DNA strand invasion; telomere maintenance
Cellular component (GO): Rad51B-Rad51C-Rad51D-XRCC2 complex; replication fork; centrosome
Molecular function (GO): single-stranded DNA binding; ATP binding; ATP-dependent DNA damage sensor activity
Source: RefSeq, a predicted model, not a curated record